Messenger RNA from Crotalus tigris (Tiger rattlesnake), 5364 nucleotides. It is a transcript of the gene DNMT3B, whose product is annotated as DNA methyltransferase 3 beta. Gene Ontology annotation, biological process: negative regulation of transcription by RNA polymerase II. Lineage: Eukaryota; Metazoa; Chordata; Lepidosauria; Squamata; Viperidae. Gene Ontology annotation, cellular component: nucleus. Bases 16 to 2469 code for a protein of 817 amino acids. The transcript is spliced from 21 exons. Gene Ontology annotation, molecular function: DNA (cytosine-5-)-methyltransferase activity, acting on CpG substrates; DNA binding. The record is from RefSeq and is a predicted model, not a curated record.
CUGGGAUCAAAGAAAAUGGCAGAUCUUUGUCGUGUUGAGUGUCAGUGGGUGAAAUCUGGGUUUGGCUCAAGGUUGUCUUCCUGGAAAAUCUCUCCGGCAGUUGAGAAGAUGAAGCGAGAGAAGAACGCCAGCUGGACGAUGGAGGGGGAGGAAGAUCUGGUCUUGGUCAACGGGAACUGCAGCGACUCGGACCCUCCCCCCGAGGAGAAAGACCACACAGAUGCCAGCCAGGCGGAAAGUGUGACUUUCCAGACAAAGAAGGAGGAGGAGGAAGAGGCUGAUGACAUCCCCAAGCAAGGCUGGGAGAUCCCGUUGCGAGGAAACGCCGGCUGGGAGAACAGCCUGAGACAGAAACCGCCGCCCCGGAUCGUCUUCCAGGCUGGGCCCGCUUCGCAGGACAGGAAGCCCAAAGACGACGUAGAAAGCAUAGAAGGUUUCAAAGAACGUCACAAAAUCAGGCACUCCAAGAGGCUUUCUGGAUUUCUCCAGAAAAACUACUCCGAAGAGGAGAUUUCCAAGCAGAAGGAGAACACCCAGGUCCCGAACGGCUGUGAAUACCGAACAUUGAGAAAGAUGGAAGAAUAUCAGGACGGGAAAGGCUUUGGGUUCGGAGAACUGGUCUGGGGGAAGAUCAAAGGCUUUUCUUGGUGGCCGGCCAUCGUGGUGUCCUGGAAGACCACCUCCAACCGCCAGGCGGCCCCCGGCAUGCGCUGGGUGAAAUGGUUUGGGGACGGAAAGUUUUCGGAGAUCUCCGCUGAGAAAUUGGUGGGGCUGGUGAACUUCCAGGACCAUUUUAACCCCACCACGUUUCAGAAGUUGGUGUCCUACCGGCAAUCCAUUCUCCACGUUUUGGAGGUCGCCAGCAGCCGCGCUGGGAAGACUUUCUCCAGCGUCCCUGGGGAGUCCCUGGACGAGAAGCUGAAGCCGAUGCUGGAUUGGGCCACCCAGGGAUUCAAGCCCGCCGGAGAAAAAGGCCUACGGCCCCCCAAGACAUCUAAAUUUAAAAUGGUUCCUACGAUCAUCAUUGAGGACUGCUGUCCCCCAGAGCCGCCCCCCCCACCCAAACGACUUAAGCCCAAUGGAUACAGCGGCGGCAGCAGCAAGGAGACCUCGACGGAGAACCAAACCAGAGAACGGAUGGUUUCUGAAGCCAAAAACAACAAAAAGAGCUUGGAAGACAGCUGCCUGUCCUGUGGGAAGAAGAACACGGUCACUUUCCACCCGCUGUUCGAAGGGGGACUUUGCCGUACCUGCCAGGAUCGGUUCCUGGAGUUUUUUUACAUGUAUGAUGAAGACGGGUACCAGACCUACUGCACCAUCUGUUGUGAAGGAAACGAGUUACUACUCUGCGACAGUGCCAGCUGCUUCAGCUGCUUUUGCGUGGACUGCCUGAACACCCUGGUGGGACGGGGCACGGCCGAGGCUGCCCGAAAGGAAGAGCCCUGGAAGUGCUACGUCUGUCGGCCGCAACAGCGCUACGGCGUCCUGCUGCGACGGCAGGAUUGGACCACGCGCCUGAAGGAGUUUUUCACCAGCGAGGAAGGGCAAGAAUACGAGGUGCCCAAAAUCUACCCUGCCAUUCCCGCCGCGAAACGGAAGGCCAUCCGCGUGCUGUCUCUUUUUGAUGGCAUCGCCACAGGUUACCUGGUCCUGCGGGAUCUGGGCAUCCAAGUGGAGAAAUACAUCGCUUCCGAGAUCUGCGAGGACUCCAUCUCGGUGGGGACUGUGCGGCAUGAAGGAAACAUCCGAUACGUGCAUGACGUGAGGAACAUAACCAAGAGACACAUUGACGAGUGGGGUCCUUUCGAUUUGGUGAUCGGCGGAAGCCCCUGCAACGACCUGUCCAUCGUCAACCCCGCCAGAAAAGGUUUGUAUGAAGGGACCGGCCGCCUGUUCUUUGAGUUCUACCACCUUCUGAACUACACCCGCCCCAAGGUUGGAGAAGACCGUCCGUUCUUCUGGCUCUUCGAAAACGUGGUGUCCAUGCGGGUCAACGACAAGAGGGACAUCUCCCGGUUCCUGGAGUGCAACCCGGUGAUGAUCGAUGCUAUCAAGGUCUCCGCUGCACACAGAGCCAGAUAUUUUUGGGGCAACCUGCCAGGGAUGAAGAGGCCUUUGGUGGCCUCCAAGGGAGACAAGCUGGAGCUUCAGGAUUGCCUGGAGUACAGUCGGACAGCGAAGAUGAAGAAGAUCCGGACCAUCACCACCAAGUCCAACUCCAUCCGGCAGGGAAAGGCCAAGAUGCUGCCCGUCUCCAUGAAUGGAAAGGACGACGAUCUGUGGUGCACAGAAUUGGAAAGCCUGCAGAGGAUAAGCCUUCUCUCUCUGAUCUUCGGUUUCCCACUCCAUUACACCGAUGUGUCCAACAUGGGCCGCCUGGCACGUCAGAAGCUGCUUGGACGUUCGUGGAGUGUCCCCGUCAUCCGUCACCUGUUUGCACCCCUGAAAGAUUAUUUUGCCUGCGAUUAGGCUGCAGGAAUCCUGCGGGUCUCCCGGGCGGGAAAGGGGAGAGCUGAGCCCACCCUCGACCCCCCGUAAAGGAGACCCUCCUCUUUGCAGAAAAAUCCACAACUUUUCUUCUAAGCGCGAGAGACCUUUUUGAGUUCCUGUUGUGCCAAAACAAACCGACCAACCCACCAACCAGAAUUUUUGGGGAGGGGAGCUGCAGAGGUAGCCUUCCUCCCUCGUCUUGUGCGGACGGGAAACUGAGGCCGCUGGAACGAAGAGCAGUUUUCCGACAGAAGAAGAGUAAAACUUGAAAUAGGAAUGCCGCCGGAUCCGAUCCCAGAGUCACCCACCUGUAGCAAUGAGCCAACUUUUGACUUGUGUUUCUCCCGCUGUUCACACUGGAAGAACAAAACGGGAAAAUUUCUUUCUUUUUUUUCUUUUUCAACUGUUUUUUCUUCCUUUUUUUUUAAAGAGCGUAAAACUUGUGGGAAUAAGGGGUAGGGAGAGAGACUUUUACAGCCCUUUUUUGGGACGCUGUGAAAAUUCCUAGAGAGGAAUUUGGGCUGGAUGCAAGCCGGGCGAUAACCCUACUACAUGGAGCAAAAACAAAAAAACGUGCCAUACAUAUUCCGUACAUCUCCUUCACUUUUAAAAUUACACGAUGCCUUUAAUGCAGACAAAAAUGCAUUUGGGGCAUUUUUACUGCCAAGGACACAUCUCCUUCAACUCGUUUCAAUUUUUUUGCUGGGUAUUUCUUUCCUUUUUUUUCUUUUUAAAGAGCUGUGCAAGAACAUUUGCACGACCAUGGUCCCUUCAGAGGCAGGGAAAUUCCCAACAGGCAGCGAAAAACCCACUGCAUCACCCCAAAAGACAAAUCUGCAGCUUUCUGCGAAGAAUCCAACCCCUUUGCAGAAAGAAAGAAAGAGUUGAAAGCUGCUAUCAGAUUCUCCAGCCUGUUUGCUUCGUUGCCUUGUUUGGACCCCAGUGAACUUCGAUCCUCACCGAUGCUGCUAUUUCAUCGUGAAGCUUGAUUGUUUUCCUUGACUGCCCGUCCUUCAAACCUUGAUUUCGUUAGAUCAGGAUAAGAGUUGGGUAGAAUGGAUGCCGCCACCUGGGGGAUAAAGGGGUUUAAUUGGAUCUUUCUGCUUGCUAGUUUCUACCCGUUGCCAUAAUCCUGAACACCAAAGUUUGCACGUUUGCACUGAGUCCGUCCAUGCCCUACUUGGGGCUUCCUGGUGUCUGUAUGAAUCAAACCACGUCAAUCGGUGCAGGAGACAUAGUUUCAUUCUCUGCAACCAGGAUGUCUGUCCAAAACACAGAGAAGCAAACCCUCUUUCUACACAUGGGCAGGGGUGCCCGUGUUGUUCUUGAACCAAAUUCCAACUUUCCAUCAAAGAUAGAGUAGGAGACUCGGCUUGGGUGUCAGGAUUGCUGGACUCCCGCAGGAAACACACUUGGCAUUGCAGACGGUCAAAUCUGUCAGCAAAGUUGCUUAAGUCAGCCACAGAGGAAGAUGGACAGUUGUCGAGAGCCAUCACAGUUCCGAUUUGAUGUGUUUCCUUGCGGGCAAAUGGGGGGAGCUGUUUGCGGCCUCCCUUUUUCCUUGUCAGUAUUUGAGGUUGCCGCUUCACAUUUAUCCGACAUUAUCAACGUGCAAAAUGUGCCCCAGCUGUAGCCUGCCUCUCUGCCCACCUCUUUUGCUGCCGGUUAAAAUAGGCCUGCUGCAAUUCCGGAGCCGUUGGCACCCCAAUGGAUCCUACUCCACUUGGAAUGUCAACUCUCAGGGAUAAGGAAGCACCCCACAAAACCGAAUGCCAGUAAUUUAGGGCAGAAGCAGAGAUCCCUUGGCAAGAUGCCCGUGGCGUGUCCUAAGCCACUCAAAGCCCUGCCCGAAUUGGGUGGCGUGUGUGAGUUGUUGCGCAUCCAUGCGCGAGGGCUGUUGCUGAUACCGCUGGGUGUGGGACAGUCGUGACUGUGUUAUAGGUUAGGUGUGUUUGCUGGUUUGACUUUUGUUAACCGAAUCCGUGGUCCCUCGAAAGAAGUUUGCAUGCCUUUUAAGCCAGGGGUCUUCCAACUUGGCCCUUUGAGGACUUGCGGACUUCAACUCCCAGAAUUCCUCUGGCUGAGGGAUUCUGGGAGUUGCAAGUCCGCAAGUCAUUAAAGGGCCGGGUUUUGAAGACCCCGACCUUAAGCAAAGGAAUGGGGUCAAUGGGGAAUUCUCUGCAGCCCACACUUCCCCCCUCCCCUACUUGGGGGGAAGGGAGGUUCAGGGGAUUGGGGUGAAAAUGUGGGUGCUGGUAGGCAGCCAUUUUAUGUGCCUUUUUGUCUCUCUUCCUUCACCCCCUUUUAAGAGUGUAGCAAAUCUUUCAUCUUUCAUCCAGCAAGAUUUCUAUUUGAUCCCUUCUGGUUUCUUAAGAAAAUAUUAAAAAUAAAUGUAAGAGAUCUUGCUUCUUGAAAGUAGCCAUAAUACAGGGAUCUUCCAAUUUGGCCAUUUUAUGACUGGUAGACUUCAACUCCCAGAAUUUCUCAGCCAGCUUUGCUGGCUGAGGGAUUCUGGGAAUUAAAGUCCACAACUCAUAAAAGGGCCAAGUUGGAAGGCCCCUGCUCUAAUAGAACCACCUUUUUAUGGCAUUUUUAAGAGAAUGUUUCAGAAAUGCCAUUCCCAAGAUGUUCAAAUACAUUGGUGCUAUUAUUUUAUACUUUUCUAAUGUCAAAAUGGUGUGUGCUUUUAUAUUUUUUUUUAAAUAAAACUUUAAUACUUUUUUUCCUCUCUCUUAUUUUUAAAAGAGCUUCAUGAGACUGAUGCUCAAUCUCAAAACGGACGGCUGUAACUGAGCCUUAGUGAGGAUGGGGGGGGGAACCCAUUUUAUUGUUUUGUGUUCUUAGUGCUAAGGAAACAAAAAGAAACGGUUUUGA